Molecule: messenger RNA, 348 nt
Organism: Zychaea mexicana
Lineage: Eukaryota; Fungi; Mucoromycota; Mucoromycetes; Mucorales; Lichtheimiaceae
Exons: 3
Coding region: 58-243 (61 amino acids)
Source: RefSeq, a predicted model, not a curated record
CCUGUUUCUGGCUUGGGAACCCCCGUGCAGUGCUUCCCGUCGUUGUUUAAUAGUGGUAUGGUGGCAGUACCUGCAUCGCCAUCCGAUUUGCUGAAAGGGAAACCCAUAAGAAUGGAUUAUUUUGUCCAACCGACCGACCCCCUAAGAAGAAGUGGGGGUUGGGGGGGUUUGCACUCCUCACCCCCUUCACCACUGCAGUAUCAUCGCUUAUUGUUGUACGUCUUCAGAUGGGGUAGCUCCUAACUCUAGAAAAGGCUCUUUCGAGAGAUGCGAUUGGUGUGCUUUGUUUCUUUUGCUGCCUGCGGUGUUGCUAGAAUAAGAGAGAGAGCGCACACACGCGGAAAGGGA